ACUGCAGGGGGGAGAAACUCCGCGUUGGUUAGGUCCUCGUCGUUCUUGGCCUGUUUGUACAAUAUGUGUGUGUGUAUUUGAGAGCGUGCGCUUUUUCUGUCUAUAAUAACUUUCAUUCUAUAAUUGACAACAUUUGAAUCCUAUAACAUUCGGUGCUGCACAAGAAUAGACUGACCAGUAAAACACAACGUAGUCAACCGGACUCAAGCUGCUGACGUUUCCCAGCCGACACCGCGGCAUUCGACAGGCGACAUGCCGGGAAUGAUGGAUAAAGGUUCUGAAUAUUUGGGGAAAGCUCGCUCUAACGGUACCAAGAGUCCGUCCAACGCCUCCAACGGACAUUUAACGGACGAGAGCGGCAGUGACGACGAACACGAUGUUGGCAUGCGAGUCGGAGCGGAUUAUCAGGCAAACAUCCCCGACUUCGAGGCCGGCUCCAGCAAGUAUUCCGAGAAGGACAAUGGCGGGAUGUUGGUGUGGUCCCCCUAUCACAACAUCGACGACACCAAACUGGAUGAAUACAUUGCACUUGCAAAAGAGAAACAUGGCUACAAUGUUGAGCAGGCCCUCGGGAUGCUCUUCUGGCACAAACACAACAUCGAGAAGUCUUUGGCUGACCUUCCCAACUUCACGCCCUUUCCCGACGAGUGGACGGUAGAGGACAAAGUUCUCUUUGAACAAGCGUUCAGUUUUCACGGGAAGAGUUUUCACCGCAUCCAACAAAUGCUGCCAGAUAAAUCCAUCUCCAGUUUGGUCAAGUAUUACUACUCGUGGAAGAAGACCAGAUCCAGAACCAGUCUGAUGGAUCGACAAGCUCGAAAGCUCGCCAGUAGGAGCAACCAGGGGGACAGCGACGAGGAGAUGGAAGAACCCAACGCUAUGGAAACCAAUGACAGCGACUAUGAUCCCAACAAGGAAGCCAAGAAGGAGCAGAACCAGGCGGAGUCAUCCACGCCGGCCUCAAAGUUGGCUUUGGGUCGGCGGGAGCACCAAACACUGCAGCACCGCCACCAUCAGCGCUCCCGUUGCCGCCCCCCCAAAGGCAUGUACCUGACUCAGGAUGACGUGGUGGCGGUGUCCUGUAGCGCCGCUGCCGCCAACACCCUCCUACGCCAGCUUGACAUGGAGCUGGUGUCCCUCAAGAGGCAGGUCCAGAACGCCAAACAGAUGAAUAGCGGGCUGAAGCAUGUCUUGGACCCUGGAAUCAACGACUUCCGACUGCCUGAGUGUGGUCAGAAGGUGAACGCUCGCUGGACGACUGAUGAGCAGCUCCUCGCCGUUCAAGGAGUCAGGAAGUACGGCAAAGACUUCCAGGCCAUCGCAGAUGUCAUCGGCAACAAGACGGUCGGACAGGUGAAGAAUUUUUUUGUCAACUACCGGCGGCGUUUCAACCUGGAGGAGGUGCUUCAGGAGUGGGAGGCGGAGCAGGGAACACCAGCUCCCAACGGGGACGGCGCCACCUCAGGGGAGGAAGGAAAGAACAUGUCUGCCACACCUUCUGGGAAGAGCACCGAUGAGGAGGACGAAGAGGCUCAGGCCACCUCAGGCACGUCGCCCGUCGCUGCCGGCUCGUCUUCAUCUCAGACGGCAAUCCCAUCAAGCCCCGCCUCCUCCCUCCACCAGCCCCCGCCUCUUCUGCGCCCCUCUCUGCCGGCCACUCCCUCCCUGCAUCGCCAACCGCCCCCGCUCCAACAGCAGGCCCGCUUCCUGCAGCCCCGGCCCGCCUUGCAGCAGCCCCCGCCUCUCAUCCGUCCCUCCAACCCCCCGCCGCCGCGUCUCAACCCCCGCCCUUCCGUUCCCACAACCCUUGGUGGUAGUGCAGCGGGGGCGGGUGCAAGCGGCACCCAACAGCCCUCCGGUGUGGCGGUCAAUCAGUCGGACUCGUCCUCCUCCCUCCACUAACCAACCAAGAAGCAAAGAUGCAUUCAGGUGAGAGCGGGGAAUGUGGACGUUUGCCACCUAUCAGCAGAACGUAGCGCCAUGUUGACAGAGCUGUCAGUCAAAUGGAGUCAAGAUAGUGGCACGGGACCGUGCAACAUAAAUGUAGAUAUAUGUACAGUAACGGGUCACCGGACUGACUUACAUGCAGACAGCGUGGCUUCAAGUCCCUCUCAGUCUCACCCGGUCCAGAUGGGGUAAGCUCCAAUGAACCGGCACAGAAGAUCAAUUGGUGUUGGAAAGUUCUUUUCAUUUUUACUUUCUUUGUCAUUUGGUAAUACAGUCAUAUAUAUUGAUCAUUUACAUGCUAAUCAAUACGUUUCUUAAUUAAUUGAUCAUUUAUGUGCCCAUGAAAUAAGUUUGUUAAUAAAUUAAAAUAAAUUUAUCAUUUACGUGCUGAUCAGUAAGGGUUUCACUCAUCUGCAUUUGCUGAAAGGCCGCUGUUCUUCAGCCCAACGACUGAGAUGUAAUACAAAAUGGUUAACAUGAUCUACUCUGUAUGUAUUAUAAUUACGUAUCACUGUGUUCUUGACAUUCUAUACUGUAUAUCAUUGAGUGUGAUCAGUCAAUUAAAAGUAUCACUCAUUUCAAUUA
Messenger RNA from Dunckerocampus dactyliophorus (ringed pipefish), 2532 nucleotides. It is a transcript of the gene rcor3, whose product is annotated as REST corepressor 3. Gene Ontology annotation, molecular function: transcription corepressor activity. The transcript has 12 exons. The record is from RefSeq and is a predicted model, not a curated record. NCBI's taxonomy places the organism in Eukaryota, Metazoa, Chordata, Actinopteri, Syngnathiformes, Syngnathidae. Bases 253 to 1902 code for a protein of 549 amino acids. Gene Ontology annotation, biological process: regulation of transcription by RNA polymerase II; negative regulation of DNA-templated transcription. Gene Ontology annotation, cellular component: transcription regulator complex; histone deacetylase complex.